Ictidomys tridecemlineatus (thirteen-lined ground squirrel) is the source of this 2780-nucleotide messenger RNA. RefSeq names its product SWI/SNF related BAF chromatin remodeling complex subunit D2 (gene Smarcd2). Lineage: Eukaryota; Metazoa; Chordata; Mammalia; Rodentia; Sciuridae. The record is from RefSeq and is a predicted model, not a curated record.
CAAACCUGCCAAGGCCCGCGGCGGUAGGCGGGCCCGCAGGAGAUCCCGGAUCCGGAUCUAUCGUGCAGGAGCGGAAUCAGGGUCGGCUCUGACCCAAAGCGGGUCUGUGAGGAACUCGCGAACUUGGAUUAGGAAAUCCCGGAACCCGGAUCGGUAAACCUCGGAACCCGGAAUUAAGAUUGGAAAGUCCCGGAUCGCGGAGCACAGCGCGCGGAGCGGACUCGACGCGGAACCCGGAGGCCGGAUCCGAGCACCGCGGGACGGGACGGAGCUAUGUCGGGCCGUGGCGCGGGCGGGUUCCCGCUGCCCCCUCUGAGUCCCGGCGGCGGCGCCGUGGCUGCGGCCCUGGGAGCGCCGCCUCCCCCAGCGGGGGCCGGGGUGCGUCCCGGCCCGGCGUUUUGGGGCUCGGGGCCCGCUGGAGGCGUGGGGGGACCCGGGACCGCCGCCUUCCGCCCUAUGGGCCCCGCGGGCCCCGCUGCUCAGUACCAGCGGCCUGGCAUGUCCCCAGGGAGCCGGAUGCCCAUGGCUGGCUUGCAGGUGGGACCCCCUACUGGCUCCCCAUUUGGUACUGCUGCUCCACUUCGACCUGGCAUGCCACCCACCAUGAUGGAUCCAUUCCGAAAACGCCUGCUUGUGCCCCAGGCCCAGCCCCCGAUUCCUGCCCAGCGCCGGGGGUUAAAGAGGAGGAAGAUGGCAGAUAAGGUUCUACCUCAGCGAAUUCGGGAGCUUGUCCCAGAGUCUCAGGCAUACAUGGAUCUCUUAGCUUUUGAGCGGAAGCUGGACCAGACCAUUGCUCGCAAGCGGAUGGAGAUCCAGGAGGCCAUCAAAAAGCCUCUGACACAAAAGCGAAAGCUUCGGAUCUACAUUUCCAAUACAUUCAGUCCCAGCAAGGCAGAAGGUGAUAGUACAGGAACUGCAGGGACCCCUGGGGGAACUCCAGCAGGGGACAAGGUGGCUUCCUGGGAACUCCGAGUGGAGGGAAAACUGCUGGAUGAUCCUAGCAAACAGAAGAGGAAGUUUUCUUCAUUUUUUAAGAGUCUCGUCAUUGAGUUGGACAAGGAACUAUAUGGACCUGACAACCACCUGGUGGAGUGGCACCGAAUGCCCACCACCCAGGAGACAGAUGGCUUCCAGGUGAAACGACCAGGGGACCUAAAUGUCAAAUGCACCCUCCUGCUCAUGCUGGAUCAUCAGCCUCCCCAGUAUAAACUGGACCCUCGGCUGGCAAGGCUGCUGGGAGUGCACACACAGACAAGGGCUGCCAUCAUGCAGGCCCUGUGGCUUUAUAUCAAGCACAAUCAGCUGCAAGAUGGGCAUGAGCGCGAAUACAUCAACUGCAACCGUUACUUCCGCCAGAUCUUCAGCUGUGGCCGACUCCGUUUCUCUGAGAUUCCCAUGAAACUGGCUGGAUUGCUGCAGCAUCCAGAUCCCAUUGUCAUCAACCACGUCAUCAGUGUGGACCCAAAUGACCAGAAGAAGACAGCCUGUUAUGACAUCGAUGUGGAGGUGGAUGACCCAUUGAAAGCUCAGAUGAGCAAUUUUCUGGCCUCUACCACUAACCAGCAGGAGAUUGCCUCUUUAGACGUCAAGAUCCAUGAGACCAUUGAGUCCAUCAACCAGUUGAAGACUCAGAGGGAUUUCAUGCUCAGCUUUAGCACUGACCCCCAGGAUUUCAUCCAGGAAUGGCUCCGUUCUCAACGCCGAGACCUCAAAAUCAUCACUGAUGUGAUCGGAAAUCCUGAGGAAGAGAGACGGGCUGCUUUCUACCAUCAGCCCUGGGCCCAAGAAGCAGUGGGGAGGCACAUCUUUGCCAAGGUGCAGCAGCGAAGGCAGGAACUGGAACAGGUGUUGGGAAUUCGCCUGACCUAACUGCUCAGGGAUCUCUUCCUUCCAUCUCAGCCCCAGAGCCUGGCAGGGGACCAUCUUCUGGGACCUGGCUAUGGCUGAAGACAUGUAGGAUGGGGUGAGGGGGUGACAGUGUCUCCUGUUAACCUCUACUCCCCAGCUUUAGUUUUCAUAAAUGUAGAGAUAGGAUUCCUCGUUGCUUGGUCCCCAAAGCCUUAUUACUUACUUUUCGCGUUGGCUUUAAUUGGGUUCUCAAGAUAGAAGCCUCUUCUGCUCCCUGCAGGCAGGCCCAAGUAGGACUGCUGGAGGCUGUGCUUUGUUGUCGUAACAGACAUUUGGAACCAAAGGCUGCUGGGUUUGCUUGUUUACAGGCUCCCCCUUUGGGCCAGAGCUGGCUCUGAGGAGCUGGGUGAGGAAGAGGAGGCGGCCCAGCCCAGACUCUUCCUAGCCUUUCUAAACCAAAGUUCUUUGCCAUUCCUACAACCCAGCCUUGCUGCUGGUAUUUUCCUCUUUUGGGUAUUUGCACUAUUUGGGGAGCAGGAUUUUCUAUGUGGGAGCCACUUUUUUGUACAGGGGUUAAGCUGGGGUUUUUCAAGGAGCCCUAUUUGGCGCCUCCUUUCUUAUUUUCUUUCCUCAAUCUAUGCAAGCGGCUAUAGCCGCCAUCAUCUCCUGGGGUGCCAGGGGGCUGCCCCUCUACCCAGGUGCUUAGGCUGGGGGAGCUGGAGCCUCCUACAGAGAGGAGGGGACACACCACUACCCUAGCCCAGCCAGAGGUAGGGGUAUGUUGCGCGUGGUGGAGGGCAUCAUAAGGUUAGGGGAGGCUGGGAGGAUUGUUGUUGUCCUUUGGAGCUUAGUCAGGAGGGUGGGCCUAGGGCUUGGCAAAAAUGCCACUUCUGGCAGGUUUGGAAAUUUCCAAAUAAAUUCUUUUGUUUACU